AUGAGGCGGAGAAGCCCCGAGGAGGAGGCGUGCGGCGUGUGGCUGGACGCGGCGGCGCUGAAGAAGCGGAAAGUGCAGACACAUUUAAUCAAACCAGGCACCAAAAUGCUAACUCUCUUUCCUGGAGAAAGCAAAGCUAAAGUUUCUUUUACUCAAAGAAGAACCCCCCCUUCAUGCAUUCGCCAGACCAGCAUUGCUUCCUACUUCACCUUGCAGCCAGGAAAGACAAAUGGUGGUGACCAGAAAAGUGUUUCAUCUCAUAUAGCAAGUGAGACUAACAAAGAGACCAAAAAAGAAGCAACCCAGCUAGACCAUUUUCUCCAGGGUUUGGGGGAUGACUGUGUGGCACCCCCUUUAGCCACGUCAACCCCUGCAGACAUCCAGGAAAGUGGACUGUCUCCUCAAUUCCUCCAAGAGGCUUCUGGCCACCACAGAGUGGGAACCCCAGUUUCAACUGUGCUGUCUUUGCUCCAGCCUGAAACCUUAAUCUCUGCUGGGGAGAGUAAAGCCUCACAGGCUUUUUCCUUCCCCCGGAAUUUUAAAACUUCUUGUUUGUUGGACCAAAAGGAGAGAGGAGAUUCUUCUGGGGAAAGAGAAUGGAUUCAUGGGUCUAAGAAAAAGAACUAUCAAGAUAUGGAGAGAUACAUGAAACCACCUGGGGGCAAAUGCCAACAGCCCUUGGACACGACUAAAUUGGAAAGGAAAGUGUCUGCCAAAGAACACAGGCAGGCCUCUAUGCUCCUUCAAACUUACAGGAGUUCCUGGAAUGGAGAAAACACAGAAUCAGUCAAACAAAGCCCUUGCUCUUGCCCUGUUACUGUGUUUUCCUGGGACAGUGAAAGGAGUGACAAGAACUCCUGGAGUCAGCUUUUCACUGAGGAUACUCAAGGCCAGCGGGUCAUUGCCCACAGCUCUAGAGUUCCUUUCCAAGAUUUAACUAACAACCGGAAACAGGGCUUAGGGCCGUUUCUUGCCAGCCCUCAGGCUCAGUGCCAGGAUGGUCCCACGCAGUUAAAUCUGCAGCCUGAUUUGCUCUUUACCCAGGACUCAGAAGGGAAUCAAGUUAUCAGGCACCACUUAUGAAUGCCUUUGAGGGUUUGGUUCUAAAAGUGCCUUGAAAUGGCAGAGAUAUAGGAAAAUACCUUGUAGCUGGGCAGGGAGAGUUUGUUUGGUGGGAGGCACUGGGUGAAGUUCUAUUGUCAUUGCGCAUUUCUUUGUGUAAAUAAAGCAGGUGGUGCCAUUCAUUA
This is a messenger RNA of Choloepus didactylus (southern two-toed sloth), 1247 nucleotides long. It is a transcript of the gene AUNIP, whose product is annotated as aurora kinase A and ninein interacting protein. Lineage: Eukaryota; Metazoa; Chordata; Mammalia; Pilosa; Megalonychidae. The transcript has 3 exons. Gene Ontology annotation, cellular component: centrosome; spindle pole. The record is from RefSeq and is a predicted model, not a curated record. Bases 1 to 1083 code for a protein of 360 amino acids. Gene Ontology annotation, biological process: spindle organization.